Messenger RNA from Diatraea saccharalis (sugarcane borer), 1412 nucleotides. Lineage: Eukaryota; Metazoa; Arthropoda; Insecta; Lepidoptera; Crambidae. The record is from the annotation of a GenBank genome assembly.
UGGGGUCUGUCGUCCCGUUAUUAUUAAUUUAAUCAAUUUUAUUCAUCGUCAUCAUUCGAAACAAAAUUGAGUUGUGAGACUGAGCAAUUUUGGCUCUAAAACAGCACAGUGGUUCGACGUUGUUCAGUUCGGCGCCUCUCGUGGCGAAAAGCAGUUGCCAUGAUAUUAGCAGUUACUGCUAUCUUAGCGGUAUGCGCCGCAGUUUGGCUUUCACAUGGAUUUCUUUGUACAAUAGCAGUUUCACUAUUCCUAACUAUUCUGUAUGGUCUGGUAUUCCAUCCGAGAUGGUGUUACGUGGCGGUGAAGACUACUCCAAGAGAUUUGAGGUUGAAGAUUUUAGCUUACGCAUGACAGCUCUAAUGAAAUCUCAAGGUGUUAAAAAGGGUGACAUAGUUGGCUUAUUAGUGAGCAACUGUCCGCAAUUACCCGCUAUGUGGCUGGGUAAUGCCCGUUUGGGAGCCAUCACACCUCUCAUCAACACUAAUCAAAGAGGAAAUGCAUUGUUACAUUCCAUCUCUGUGGCCAAAUGCGACAUUCUUAUUUACUCAGAAGAUUUUCAAUCAGCAAUUCAGGACAUAUCAAGCCAGCUUAGUCCCUCACUGAAACUAUUCAAAUUCACUCACCGUCCAUUGGACCCCGUAAAUCCCAAAGAGUCUUCAGGAGAUGCAGUUCCAGAUCUCACCUCCAUGCUGGAGAGGACACCUCCGGCACCAUGGACUUUGGCUAAUGCAGAUGGUUUCAGGGGCAAACUCCUCUACAUAUAUACUUCAGGAACUACUGGAUUACCCAAAGCAGCUGUUAUAUCAAAUACAAGAUUCGUAUUCAUGGCUUCUGGUAUACACUACUUGCGAUUGACGAAAUCUGACCGCAUAUACUGCCCACUGCCCCUGUACCACACGGCGGGUGGCGUGAUUAGCGUCGGCCAAGCUCUGAUCAUGGGUUGUACUGUAGUACUCAAGAACAAAUUCUCUGCCUCACAGUAUUUCCCCGACUGUGCCAAGUAUAAUGCCACGGCUGCUCAUUACAUUGGUGAAAUGUGCCGCUACAUACUCGCCACACCUCCUUCGCCUAAUGACCGGGCGCAUAACGUACGCAUUAUCUAUGGCAAUGGACUGAGACCGCAGAUAUGGGUCGAGUUUUUGAAAAGAUUCAACGUGAAACACGUUAUUGAAUUCUACGGGGCCACAGAAGGGAAUGCCAAUAUAGCCAAUACUGAUGGAACGCCUGGAGCAAUUGGUUUUGUGUCACGUAUCAUCCCAGCCGUUUACCCUAUCGCAAUCAUCAAAGUGAACCAGGAGACCGGUGAACCAAUCAGAGAUUCAAAAGGUCUUUGUCAGCAGAGAAUUUCAGAAGAAAUUAAAGUGUCGGCAAGAAUUUUAAGAGUUGUUUUGGUGGCUAAACCAAUUGUUUAA